AUGUUUCCCGAUCAAUCCGAAUUGGCAUUAGUUCAGAAAGCUUCCAUCAAAGCUGCUUGGAAGAAGCUUCAACAGCUGCCUGCACCAUCGCAAGCACCUGACCCAGCAAGCCAGGCUGCAAGCUCAGUUAGCUCUUGGAAUGAGGUGCAAGCACCCAAACUCAGUGCUCAGACCUUGGCGGAAUUGAAACGUGCCUUUUUCAGAGAUUAUCCAUCGGAAGUUCUUAGUCCGGACACUUGUCCAUCAGGUAGACUGAUUGCAAUGGCCCACGGCCAGGUCCAGAAGAAAGACAUUGCUUGGAUCCCAUGGAAAUAUAGAUUAUCCCACCAACGGCUUGAGGAAGUUCAAAUGGCUCGACCCACCAAGAUGGCCAAAACCGAGCAUACCAGCCUUCACCAAUUGCUCUGGGACGACCCUCCCAGCAUAGAAGUGUCUAAUGCCAACAUGGGCUAUAUUGGCAUCCGCAAUAUGCUGGAGUUGAAUGCCACGGCUUAUGCAUUAGUUCAGGGUUGCCAUCUGGGUCGCAUCAAGGCGUACAACCUGAAAUUCUUAGGCUUGAUUUCCACCCGACUCGACUCAGAACUGGGGCUCCGCCAUGUCACAGUCCUGGAAGCGCAAGCAGCAGACCGGAUGUUAUGGGGUAUCAUAGCUGACCUAACUACAGAUAAAGGACGAAUUUUUACUGACAUUUUCUGUGGCUUCGACAGCCCCCUGGCCUCCGCCAUUUUGGCCAAUGGAGGCCAAGUAUUUCGA
This is a messenger RNA of Cladocopium goreaui, 753 nucleotides long. The record is from the annotation of a GenBank genome assembly. NCBI's taxonomy places the organism in Eukaryota, Dinophyceae, Suessiales, Symbiodiniaceae.